Molecule: messenger RNA, 1296 nt
Organism: Aspergillus calidoustus
Lineage: Eukaryota; Fungi; Ascomycota; Eurotiomycetes; Eurotiales; Aspergillaceae
Source: the annotation of a GenBank genome assembly
AUGGAGCCGAAAGUCAUGCCGUCCUCAAUACAAGCCCUAUCGCUCCAGCCAACUGACGAGUUUCCAGAGGGGGGAUAUGGCUGGGUAUGCGUGGUCUCUAUAUUCCUGAUCAACGCUCAUACCUGGGGCAUCAACGGGGCAUUCGGAGUCAUCCUUUCAUUCUACCUCUCAGAGAACCAAUUCCCAGGGACUUCAUCUCUCGUCUACGCAGCCGUUAGCGGCGUCGGUGUCUCUUUCGCACUCCUGAUCUCACCGCUCGUGACAUACCUCAACCCUUUGCUCCCUAAGCGCACCGUGAUCGUCCUCGGAGCCAUCCUCAUUGCUGCCGCUCUUAUCGGCGCAUCCUUCACCACACAAAGCUGGCAACUAUGGCUCAGUCAGGGCAUCUGUUAUGGUCUCGGCAUGGGAUGCCUGUUCACGAGCACAGUUGCCAUUGCGAACGGGUGGUUCAAACGGCGCCGUGGAAUCGCAAAUGGUAUUGUUGCUGCCGGGUCGGGUACUGGCGGCCUGAUAUACUCCCUUGCCACGAACCACAUGAUCAAGCAGUUUGGGUUCCGCUGGGCGUUUCGCAUUCUUGGAAUCGUCGCACUGGCUGUGAAUCUCGUCGCUGGUCUGCUUGUUCGAGAGCGCCCGGGUCUUCCACCCAAGAAAGGCACCGGCCUAAUCUCCUCGUCCACCCUCCGGCAACCGACCUUCAUCUUGUUUCUGAUCUUUGGUUUCUUCGGCCUGCUCAGCUAUAUCUCGCUGUUGUUCAGUAUCGCUAGCUACGCCCAAGCUGUUGGGCUGGGAUCAAAUACGGGGAGCCUGGCGAGCGCGCUGCUGAACCUGGGCCAGGCAUUCGGACGGCCCUUGGUCGGCGCGCUUAGCGAUCGCUUCGGCCGAAUCAAAGUGCCCGCAAUCUCACUCGCCCUCUGUGGACUGCUUUGUAUGGUCUUUUGGCCGUUCGCGACAAGCUCCGGGGCCCUUUAUGCAUUCUCCAUCCUGGCAGGGCUCGGCGCGGGCACGAUAUGGGCGGCUGCACCGGCUGUUGCAGCGGACCUGAUUGAGCUGCCGCAGGUUCCGGGCGCGUUGACGGUUCUCUGGUUGGUUCUUGUGCCGCCGGGGACGGUCGCGGAGGUCAUCGCGUUGCAGCUGAGGGAAAAGGAGGGAAAGUGGACAUUGCGAGGUGGGUAUCUGCCUGUGCAGAUGUUCGUUGGUGCAACGUAUUUCGCUGCCGCGGGUGCGCUUGGUGGAAUCGUCCUUUUGGAGUUUUUGGCGAAGAAGGGGACUCAGCGUCAUCAAGUGCUUGGAUACUGA